Molecule: messenger RNA, 2071 nt
Organism: Xylaria bambusicola
Lineage: Eukaryota; Fungi; Ascomycota; Sordariomycetes; Xylariales; Xylariaceae
Exons: 3
Coding region: 434-1762 (442 amino acids)
Source: RefSeq, a predicted model, not a curated record
AUAUUCUCGCUUCAUCAGAAUUUCUUCUGAUGGUUUCAGUCAGCCUUCUGGUGAUUCCACGUGCAUCUACCACACUGAAUCAACACGCGAUUUAGCGUCUUGAGCUGAGCAUUCCCAUGUCAUGACACGAACUAGGGAUGCCCAGGUGUGAUCAAAAGCAAGAUUUGUUCGAAAUUCGGCGCGUAUAUACUUAGUGCACGUUGUCUCCCUUCCCAGUCUCUUGGGUCGUGCUAAUUCGAGCACUACACAUCCCUUACCCUGACUCUCAGGUUCACUCAUGUGGGUAGACUCUGACGACGCUGGACAGGCAGUAACAGCUUUCCUCAAGUUUUCACUUAAAUACAUAAUUAUUACUAGAUAGUAUCUCAUCUGGAUUCCUCCUCUCAUUGUAUACUAUCUUCAGUCUAGAAGUCGAAUCCUGAUUGACCUCAACAUGGGGCUUCUACCGUUAAACUACCGGCGUCCCGACUACGUCAAUGACGAUGCUAUUAGAAGGAACGAUAGUAUAGCCCAGAGCGAGGAGAAGGUAGAUGGAUCUCUACGCUCCGGACGCUCUGGGGCUUCUUCGGGCAUCCCAGAUGCGCUCACGUUUGACAAGAUCAUCAGCGGUGGAACCUGUCCACCCUGCACAGUCCGAGAUUUCAUGAACUACCUCAUUUAUAUCGAACAUUCUGCCGAGAAUCUUCAGUUCUUCCUAUGGUAUCGUGACUACGUCAAGCGCUUUGACGCAGCUCCUGAUUCUGAGACGAUACUGUCUCCGGAAUGGACAGCAACAAUGGAGGAAGAAGCGACCGCCCAAAUCCAGAAGGAUGCCGCUGAUAAAGCCAGGAAGGGUCCCUCGGCAAUCAUGGAGAUUUUCAAGGGAACUGACUUUGAGAGGACCCCCGAGAGUGUUGUGGAAAACCGGAAUCCCUUUUCCACUCCUCCCAGGUCCUCACUCGGAGAUAAUGCGUCCUUCUCUGGAUCCCAAGCCACGACAUAUGUUAGUCAACCAGGCGAUGUCUUCCACACAGCCGGUGUCAAAGCGCCUUUCACCAUACAACCUUUCCGAACGGAGAUCAAUAGGGUCAUCGCUACUUAUAUCGUUGACGAUUCGCCUAGGCAGUUGAACCUCUCUGCCCGCGAACAGAAGGCCGUUGUCCAGGCUCUGUCCUAUACAACCCAUCCAUCAGCCCUCCGUACCAUCUUCCAGAACAUCGAGAACACGCUCAGAAGACAGGCACAUCCAAACUUCAUCCGUUGGGUCAUCUGCAAUGGUAAUCCUGCCCGCGUCACGUUUGCUCGCGGUCUGGGUGUGGGCAGCAUCCUCCUCGCGCUGAUUGGAUCAAUCAUCUUGACCCUGAGCACGGCGGGACGCGGGUGGCGCGCACUCUUCGCGAUCCUUUGGGUCUUCGGUAUUGCGACGCUCAUCACGGCCAUCAAGGGUAUGUGCGUGGUGCUCCACGGGUUGCACCACCGGCACGUGCGGCCUUGGGAGCUGUUCGUCGACGACAAUUCCACAGAUAUCGACGAGUUGUGUAACGGGAAGAGCAGCUUCGACUCGUUCGGCUCGAGCAACAGCUACGAGGAUGAGCCUUGGGUCGUCAAGUACCAGCGGCGGUUCUACGUGCGCAGGGUCUUCGACCGCGAGGUCUGGAUCCAGGAGCCCGCGCUGCGCCAGAUUCAAGACACCAUCUUCUUGCAAUCGAUGUUGAUGGCGACUCUGGGGGCAGGCGUGCUCACAGCCAUAUUUGUGGCUGUACCGGGUGGCAAUUUCUUUUAGGUAGACGGCAUGGCCUUCUUACACCAACGAUAUACCCAUCUAUCUGGAAGAUUUGGAAGACGUGGAAGCAGUUUCAGCAUUUGAUACUCUCCGGUCUCAUCCUCAUGUUCCAAUCCUCGAAUCAAAUAUACAGACAAAUUCACGGCGAUAAAAUAAUGGAGGGUUAACCAGAUCACCCAAGUAGGCUUAGUGUAGGUAUAUAUAGCUUGCGAUUACAUAAUAAGUAAUUUAUCCUUGACAUAAGUCGAGGGGUUAUCUAUCUCCAAUUACUACAGUGUAUAAGUCAUGUUAAUCAAGCAGCUGCGAUAC